Molecule: messenger RNA, 1727 nt
Organism: Salvia hispanica
Lineage: Eukaryota; Viridiplantae; Streptophyta; Magnoliopsida; Lamiales; Lamiaceae
Product: serine carboxypeptidase-like 45
Biological process (GO): proteolysis
Cellular component (GO): vacuole
Molecular function (GO): serine-type carboxypeptidase activity
Source: RefSeq, a predicted model, not a curated record
UGCAAGAAAUCAGACCCCAGUUUUUUCCAUUCCCUUUUAUCAUAUCCUUGUUCAUUCAUACAGCUCACGUUGUGAAACCAGUUUUAUUCUUUCUUCAUCUCACAUCACAUUCAAAUAAUCUCCAAAGCGACUAAAGCUAAAUCAAUCAUGGCUUUGAAUUUGGCCAUGGCUGCCAAUGUAAAGAUCGUAGCUUUUUUCGCUUUAUUGGCACAUUCAGCUAAGUGUCAUUCCUCAUCUUCUUCUCUGUCAGCUGCUGACAGAAUAUCUGAGCUUCCUGGGCAGCCCCGGGUUAGCUUCCACCAAUAUUCUGGCUACGUAUCUGUUGAUCAAAAUGAGGAGAGAGCUCUGUUUUACUAUUUUGUUGAAGCUGAGAUUGAUCCUGCGUCGAAGCCUCUUGUUCUAUGGUUGAAUGGAGGUCCUGGUUGUUCAUCUUUGGGAGUUGGGGCGUUUUCUGAAAAUGGGCCUUUUAGGCCAAGUGGAAAUGGACUGGUCAGGAAUGAGCAUAGCUGGAAUAGAGAAGCAAAUGUCUUGUAUUUGGAGUCACCCAUUGGAGUAGGUUUUUCUUAUGCUGCCAAUUCAUCUUCUUAUGAAGGUGUAAAUGACAAAAUCACAGCUCGUGACAACUUGGUAUUUCUGCAAAACUGGUUCCUUAAAUUCCCACAAUACAAGGACAGAAGCUUGUAUAUCACAGGAGAGAGCUAUGCUGGCCACUAUAUUCCCCAGCUAGCAGAGCUGAUGCUCCAAUUCAACAAAAAGAGAAAAGAAUUCAAUCUCAAAGGAAUUGCACUAGGGAAUCCAGUACUAGAAUAUGGAACAGACUUCAACUCAAGGGCUGAAUUCUUCUGGUCUCAUGGCCUAAUAUCCGAUACAACGUACAGAAUGUUCACUUCUGCCUGCAAUUAUUCGCGAUAUGUGAGCGAAUACUACAGAGGCUCUCUCUCCCCGAUCUGCACCAAGGUGAUGAGCCUUGUCACAACUGAAACCAGCAAAUUUGUUGACAAAUACGAUGUCACUCUCGAUGUCUGCAUCCCAUCCGUGCUCGCUCAGUCCAAAGCCCUUGCUCCUCAGCAAGUCACUGAGAGCAUAGAUGUGUGUGUGGAGGACGAGACUCUGAAUUACUUGAACAGGAAAGAUGUUCAGAAGGCCCUUCAUGCGCGCCUCGUUGGACUCAACCGGUGGCUCGUCUGCAGCAAUAUUUUGGAUUAUGAACCACUUGAUCUCGAGAUACCUACAAUCAACGUUGUGGGGAGAAUAAUUCAGGCUGGAAUCCCUAUUUUGGUGUACAGUGGAGAUCAAGAUUCAGUCAUACCUUUAACUGGAAGUCGAAGGCUCGUUCACAGACUGGCACGGCUGUUGAAGCUGCGUUCAACUACGCCUUACAGGGUGUGGUUUGCUGGGAUGCAGGUUGGAGGGUGGACUCAGGUCUACGACAACAACCUCUCGUUUGCAACAAUCCGAGGGGCGUCUCAUGAAGCUCCAUUUUCUCAGCCGAAGAGAUCCCUUGUGCUGUUCAAAGCGUUUCUGGAAGGCAGGCCUCUACCUCAAGAAUUUUAGAGAACAUCUCAGAUUCAAAUUGUAAGUAGUUAAACUGUUGAGUGAUGAUGUUAAAGAAUUUACAUUUGUUAAUUUGUUUGGUUUCUGGAAAUCAAGAUUUGUAAGAAUGAAGAAAUGGUGUGUGCCAAUUGGUGGCAGUUUUUGUCAGAAGAUGGAAGUGUAUUUUUAGUGCU